AUAAAACGUUGCUGCUUAGUAAAGAUUGCAGUUCAAAAAUAACUAUUUUGUUAAGGUGUACUUCGAAUGAACCAUUUGUACACGUAUUCUGUCAAACGUCACGUCAAUAUUUUAAAAUGUCUUCUGAGACUUCGAAAGAGGUGACAGUCAACAAAUGGGAUGUUGGUGCGCUAAAAAUAGCACUUGAUGAUGCAGCUAAAGAGUUAUUCAUGAAAAAGCAUGGUUUACUCGAGACACACAAACUUUUCGAUGGACGACUAAUAUUAUGUACGAUAUCUGUCCUAAUAGCUGGCUUCGGAGUCUUAUUCGAUUACUUGUACCCACAUCCUCAUUCCCGAGCAGUACUAAUAGUCUGUGUUACACUUUACUUCUUCCUGUCUGCUAUAAUUACACUGUAUGUAAUGUAUAUAGAGAAGAAUGUCUUCUUUACUGGACUGAAAGAAGAUAAGACGGGAUUAGAUCCAGCCGACUCAUGGACAGUAUGCUCAUAUAUGAACAAAUAUGAUCCCAUAUAUCAUUUAAGCUUAACAGUAUGUGACGGCAUUACCAAAAAAGUCAAAACGCUUUCCGUCAAAAAGUCCGCUGCGGAGUUCUUCAACAUAAAAGGUGAACUACAAAGAAGUAUAUAUGAUGGGUUUUUGCAGAACUUGGUAUCUGACUUGUAUAGUGAAAAGAAAAGUAAUUAAUCAAUAGAAUCUCUGUUAACUAUUUGUAUAAUUUCAUUUUCUCACUGUUGUAUGUUCUGUUCAAAGUCAGAUUUAUGUGGUGUAAAAACCACACGUUCAUACUCUUUCUUAAAGUUUUGUGUAUUUUAACAUAAUUUAACACGAGCAUUCAUAGUACUUCGUUUCGACUUUAGGCGUUUUUAUGUUGAUGCAUAUGUGAACUUAGUCUAUGAAUCGAUCACAAUGGCGUCGGUGUAUACACUCUCUGUCUUCCCUUAAACUAAGAGAUUAAAAUCGCUUCAUAUCUUUCUUUCUUCAUGUACUAUGUCCUUAUAUGCAAUCUUCCUUUUAUAUAUUACCACCUCUGAA
Schistosoma intercalatum is the source of this 1034-nucleotide messenger RNA. NCBI's taxonomy places the organism in Eukaryota, Metazoa, Platyhelminthes, Trematoda, Strigeidida, Schistosomatidae. The record is from the annotation of a GenBank genome assembly.